Molecule: messenger RNA, 615 nt
Organism: Emiliania huxleyi CCMP1516
Lineage: Eukaryota; Haptophyta; Isochrysidales; Noelaerhabdaceae
Exons: 2
Coding region: 1-615 (204 amino acids)
Source: RefSeq, a predicted model, not a curated record
AUGCGCAUGUGCAUGUGCAUGUGCAUGUGCAUGUGCAUGCACAUGCCGCUCCUCGCCACUGCUCUCACUGCCUUGGGGCCUUCGUCUGGACGCGCUGCCCCGGCGUUUCUCAUACACCAGCAUCCGAGAGGCGCUGGCUCGGCGCUCCUCUGCGCCAAUGCCACGCUCGAAGCACCGAGGAAGCCGCGCGUGGUCACUCGCUUCUUCACGCUCCGAGUUGCGUCGCUCACCGCCGGCAUUGUCGGCGCCUUUGCAUCGGCGUUUGUGGUUGUCGAGGGCUGGCCGGUGGUCGACGCGCUCUACUUUACGGCGACCACGUUUGCAACCAUCGGCUUCGGAGACCUGAAGCCUGUGCGUCCUGCAGGGCGCCUGCUGACGAGCAUGUGCGGCGUCGCUGGUCUACUCGGCGGGCUGGUGAGCGCGACUCUGGCAGCGUGGCGCGAGGAGUUCGAGGAGGAGGAGGCUGGUGAGCGCUCCGCCGCGCCGUGGCUGCGGCCGUGGCAGGGGCUGCUCGCGCUCUUCUCGCUCGGCGUGGUCGGCUUCAAGCUGAGCGAGGAGCACCGCCCUCCGGACGAGGCGGCAGCAGCCAACCGGCUCCACUCCCCGGCGCUGUGA